AGCUCAGCAGCGAAGAACCGAUCGGGCUGCUUUUGUAGAACUGCUUUUGGCCAGCGGGGGAACUACCGGAGCGCUCCGACUUUAUGGAUCUCGAAGCGACCCACUUUGCAGCGGUUUGACGUCACGUCGCACUUUUUUUUUUUUUUUUUCAUUUUCUACUUUUUCCCGGCUCGGAAAGGAGAUGAUGAAAUCAGCCGAGGAGGACUCGUACGGCUACACGCCCAACGUCAGCCUCGCCCUCCCGCUGGGCAACCCUUGCCUGGCCCCGCAGUACCUGAGCCUCCAGUCCAGCCCGGUCAUCUCGGUCUCGGAGGCCCCCGUCUUCGACGGCCGGGACGACCUGAGCGCCGCCGGCUACUACUCUGUCCGUCCCGACGGGGCGCCCGCCCUGGAGAGCCCUCGCAUCGAGAUCACGGCCUACGGUCAGUUCUCCGAAGACGCCCCGGAGCAGGACAGCCUUCCGGCGGCCAAGCGCGUCAACUCCGUCGUCACGCUGACGCUCCCCAGUGCCGACGGUUACCGGGACCCCAGCUGCUUGAGUCCCGCCAGCAGCGUCUCGUCCCGCAGUUGCCAGUCGGAGGCGUCCUCCUAUGAGUCAAGCUUCUCGUACAACUGCGACCAAUCGCCGCAGAACUCCCCGUGGCAGUCUCCCUCCGUCUCCCCUAAGGGUUCCACCCUGGCUCUGCCGGGCAGCUCCCCGAAACGUUCCCCCGCCACGUCACCCCAGACAAGCGUGACGGACGACCCCUUCGUCGGUCGGGGAUGCUCCAGGCCCAACUCCCCUUGCGGUUCAAAGAGGAAGUACAGCUUCAACGACGGCGGGGUGGUCCACAAGCACUUCCAGCCCUCGCCCAACCACUCGCCUGGCCGGUCACCCCAAACCUCGCCCCGCCUCAGCGUCACCGAGGAGUCCUGGCUGCCCAACACCAACCAGUACACCAACUCGGCCAUCUUGGCGGCCAUCAACGCCCUGAGCACGGACGGCAUGGCCGACCUGGGCGAAGGCAUACCCGUGAAGGCCCGGCGGACCGGUCUGGAGCUGGGCCCCGCCGUCAGCCUCAAGCUGGAGCCCGGCAACGAGGAGCUGACAUCCGGGGUGCCGUGUCGAGACGAGCACUCCUCCAACCGCCUUCCACUGAAGAAGGAGGUGUACUGCGGAGGGUUCCUGGACCUGCCUCAGCACCAGUACUCCUGGUCUAAACCCAAGCAGUACAUCAGCCCGUCCCUGCCGGCCCUCGACUGGCAGCUGCCGUCCAGCUCGGGACCCUACAGCCUGCAGAUCGAGGUGCAGCCCAAAUCCCACCACCGGGCCCACUAUGAGACCGAAGGCAGCAGGGGGGCGGUGAAGGCUCUGGGCGGAGGACACCCCAUCGUACAGCUCCGCGGCUACGUGUCCAGCGAGCCGCUGACGCUGCAGCUGUUCAUCGGCACGGCGGACGAGCGGCUGCUGCGGCCGCACGCCUUCUACCAGGUGCACCGCAUCACCGGCAAGACCGUGUCCACGCCGAGCCACGAGGCGCUCUGCAACAACAACACCAAAGUGCUGGAGAUUCCGCUGCUGCCCGACAACAACAUGCGAGCCAUGAUCGACUGCGCGGGCAUCCUGAAGCUGCGCAACUCCGACAUCGAGCUGCGCAAGGGCGAGACCGACAUCGGGCGCAAGAACACGCGGGUGCGGAUGGUGUUCCGGGUGCACAUCAACCAGGCCGGCGGCAGGACCGUGUCCCUCCAGGCCGCGUCCAACCCCAUCGAGUGCUCCCAGAGGUCGGCUCAGGAACUGCCCCUGGUGGACAAGCAGAGCGCCGAGAGCGGCGCCGCCCCCGGAGGCCAGACCCUGAAACUGGACGGGCACAACUUCCAGGCCGACUCCAAGGUGGUGUUUGUGGAGAAGGCUCAAGACGGCCGUCACCUGUGGGAGACCGAGGCCAAGGUGGACCGGGACGCCUCCAAGCAUAACACGCUGCUGGUGGAAAUCCCGCCGUACCGCAACCGGCGUCUCUCGGCGCCGGCGCACGUCAACUUUUACGUCUGCAACGGCAAAAGGAAACGGAGUCAGUACCAGCGCUUCACCUACCUGCCGUCCGCAGCCACGGGCCCGCUCGCUGACUCACGUCCGUCUCCUCCCGCCGUCGCGGUUCCGGCCAUCAAAACGGAGCCGCGGGACGACUACGACGCCCCCCCCAAGCCCUUCUUCCCCCCUCAGCGGCGAUCGGCCCCCCGGCCCGACCCGCCUUCCUCCCCGAGCGCCGGCCCCAAAUUGCACGACUUGUCCCACGUCUCCAUCAUCCGGGAGACCCCCGGCCGCUUCCGACCGCCGUCCCGGGGCGGCAUCAGCAUCAAGGAGGAACCGCAGGAACUGGACCAGAUGUACCUUGAUGACGUCAAUGAGAUCAUCAGGAACGACCUGUCCAGCAUCUCCGUCCACAGCCACGCGUAGAAUGGCGAAAACGCGUCGCCAUGGCAACCAGGGGUCCAACGCUUGCCUCGUUUCCU
Molecule: messenger RNA, 2493 nt
Organism: Syngnathoides biaculeatus (alligator pipefish)
Lineage: Eukaryota; Metazoa; Chordata; Actinopteri; Syngnathiformes; Syngnathidae
Gene: nfatc1
Product: nuclear factor of activated T cells 1
Exons: 10
Coding region: 182-2437 (751 amino acids)
Biological process (GO): regulation of transcription by RNA polymerase II; calcineurin-NFAT signaling cascade; cytokine production
Cellular component (GO): transcription regulator complex
Molecular function (GO): transcription factor binding; DNA-binding transcription factor activity, RNA polymerase II-specific; RNA polymerase II cis-regulatory region sequence-specific DNA binding
Source: RefSeq, a predicted model, not a curated record